AUGAGAUACUCAGUACUGUCCGCAGCUUUCGCGGCCUGCAGCUGUAUUGGCAACUCGUCGGCCCUCAAUAUCCUGAUGGGCAACGAUGACGGCUUCGCAAGUGCUCAAUUGCGCGAGUUCUACCGCCUGUUGAAGGCUGAAGGCCACCAAGUCGUGGUCGUCGGCCCAGUCGACAAUGAAAGUGGUCAAGGUGGUCGAUCGGUGUUUACGAGCUCCAACACCCUGCAGGAACCAUCGGAGUUUGGCAUUAUUCCAGCCGGUGCUCCCUCGCUUGGGCGUGACCCAAGCGACCCAGAUGUCUGGUACUACAAUGGUACUCCAGCAGCAUGCACAUUCGUUGGCCUAGAUUAUGUCAUUCCCAAUUACUACGCCAACAGAAGCGUUGAUCUCUAUGUUGGUGGACCGAACUUCGGUACGAAUCUGGGACCGUUUCUCUACACUCUGUCAGGAACGAUGGGUGGGACGUAUUCAGCUGUCGGACGAAAUUUACCUGCAAUCGCCUUUUCUGGAGGCAACAGCGAACAGCGCUCGUACACUUGGAUCAACGCGACCACUCCCUCUGGCUAUCCCGAUCCUGCAACAAUCCAAGCUCAACUGGCUGUCAAUGUUGUCAAUGCCUUGAUCAACGGCUCGGCACCCGGGCAGCGGUUGAUGCCGCUUGGCUAUGGGCUCAGCGUGAACACCCCGUUCAUCACUUCCUUAACCAACACAUCGUGCGUGGCACCACCACUUAUCCAGACCCGACUCAACGGAGGCGCUUUCACUGACAACGCUGUGUACAAUGCGACAUCUGGCCUCUUCACGUAUGGGAACAAGCUGACCGACGCAAUCAAUCGCUGUAUCAACGGCAACUGUGCCUUACCCGGCGAGACUGAUGUCGUAGACAAAGGCUGCUACGGCUCGGUGUCCGUGUUCACCAUUGAUUAUGACGCUCCUCUUGGUCAUGACCAAGCCGCCAUUCGAAUCGCAUUGACGCCAACUGUUGCUUUUGAGGACCCUGAUGCCAAGAUGAAGGUCAAGGCGAGGAAUGAGUUGACUGCUGACUCUUUCUCCACUGUCAAGAUGCCCAAUUGGAAGCUGGUCAUCCGCUCCGACACGAAUAGCCAAAGAAGGCAGUUCAACAGCCAAGACGGCGGGAAAAGCUCUAAAAGUCUGCAGGAUUGA
This is a messenger RNA of Exophiala xenobiotica, 1164 nucleotides long. RefSeq names its product 5'/3'-nucleotidase SurE. Gene Ontology annotation, molecular function: nucleotidase activity. The transcript is spliced from 3 exons. The record is from RefSeq and is a predicted model, not a curated record. NCBI's taxonomy places the organism in Eukaryota, Fungi, Ascomycota, Eurotiomycetes, Chaetothyriales, Herpotrichiellaceae. Bases 1 to 1164 code for a protein of 387 amino acids.